UUUUUAUUAUAUGAAAAUAGUUUCUGCUUAGACAAGUGAUUGUGGUUUAAUAAUAUGAUGAUGCUUCCAAACUUACUGAGUGGUUUUCUCGUGUGCUUUUGCGCCAUCGGAGCGCAGGGUGCAGUUACAGCUGGCCAGCUAUCGGACCUUAUGACGUCACUUUGGCACAGUGACGUCAAUGCCGCCACGAGCGUUAGAGUGCAGCUGCAGGGUCACACAUACACGGGGUCAACUUCGGAUAGGGCAACCAGCCCGUUGUUUAGCUACGUUAACGACCAGUACUACUUUUCACGCCCGACCUACGCGGCGUUACUUAGUCUCCUUGACAAUUACAAUCACGCGGUUGGCUCCGCUGAGCAUACAUCAGCUCAAGAAUCACAGGAAGUGACGUCAUUCCUCGAUGAAAUCUCCAAGACAACUGUUAUGCAGAAGGCACAUGACUUCCUUAGCCAACACGGUUAUGUGGGACCUACUUGGAGUGAUUUCGAAACAACACUUCGACAGAUAUGGUUCGCUACGUACCCACGUCAUGGGGGCACUUACGACAGUUCCGGUUUUGAGCACGUGUUUAUCGGGGAAACGGACAGUAAAGGCGUGGUCGGCUUCCACAACUGGAUACAGUUUCAUUUACAGGAACAGAAGGGCAACCUGGACUAUCUGGGAUAUAUAUUCUCUAAGGCGCCAAACACCCUGGGCGUUCAUUUCAUGUGGCUUCAUAAGACGAAGGCGCUGGGGUCGUUCAUCUAUGGCACAAGCCCCGAAUUUGACAUCGCGAUGUUCACGGUGUGUUACCUGACGCAUAAAAACCAGCACUGCAACUUCUCCGUGGACGGACAUAACAUGGAGGUUCUCACGUAUGAGAUGACGCAUGGGGGCGGGGGUCACCUGGGAACAGGAUACGUUAACUAGGGGACCAGUGUAUGAAAACUUCUGGUGUAAUAAAUGGCUAUGAAUGUUCAUAAAAGUAUCUGGAUAAUAA
This is a messenger RNA of Mya arenaria, 979 nucleotides long. Its product is annotated as uridylate-specific endoribonuclease D-like. The coding region runs from base 55 to 909 and encodes 284 amino acids. The record is from RefSeq and is a predicted model, not a curated record. The transcript is spliced from 5 exons. NCBI's taxonomy places the organism in Eukaryota, Metazoa, Mollusca, Bivalvia, Myida, Myidae. Gene Ontology annotation, molecular function: RNA endonuclease activity.